Molecule: messenger RNA, 1404 nt
Organism: Trichobilharzia szidati
Lineage: Eukaryota; Metazoa; Platyhelminthes; Trematoda; Strigeidida; Schistosomatidae
Source: the annotation of a GenBank genome assembly
AUGAGUCGUUCCGCGUUAGAAAUGAAUUUCAUGCGUCUUUUAUACUGCACCGAAUGUCUUGCAGUACAAAAAAAGUUUGGAACCACUUACAAGUCCUACGUGAAAACUUUGGAAACGUUCUUUAACAAAUUGACCUCCUCAAAUUAUCGUCCUUCUCCAGAAUGUAUACGUAAUUAUGAAAUAAGAGUGAAAAAGUUAAAAGAAAACUGUGAUAUUGUACAAACUUCAGAUUCAGCAUCUACGCAUUAUCUAUCUCAUGAUAAAACUACUCCUGCACUGAAAACAAUCACUCCAGCGGAAAACAGUGACAAUACGGUGUGUAAAGAUAUUUCAUCACAGGAGACAGAUAAUACAUUUACUGAAAUAGUGGAGAACACAUCAGUCAUUCAAUGCGCAUAUUCUGAUACAUGCGAUUUGAUAGCGAAAGAACGUCAACGGAUAAAUCGUGAUUUAAGAGAACAAUUAUUAGGUGGAAAUAAGUCUACAGAGAAAAUGUCUGAUCAGCUUGAAAACUCAAGUAAAUCCCCGGAUGCACUUUUACAUGAACAACAAAUGCGACGUGAACAGCUAGCCUCAGAAAUGUUAUUACUAACUGUUGAUCUUAAAAAUCAAUCCUCAGCAAUGAAUCAACGUAUUCGAUCAGAUUGUCAAACAGUCAAUAUGAGUAUUGGACAAGCUGAGAAAAAUGAAGUUCAUCUAUCGGGUGUACUGAAUGAAUUAUCAGUUGAAUUAGGUUCAAAAUGUGGUCGAAUUGUUUGGAUUUUAUUUUUUAUUUCAUUAGGUUUAUUUUUAUAUAUGAUUUUAUUUAUGAAAAUGUUUCGUAAACGUAUUCAUUAUCAGUCAGCUGCACCUCAAGUGUCUAGAAAUGAAUUAUAAUUUGGGGGAUAUGGUGAUGAAAGCCUUUAAUGGGAUUUUUGUUUUGUCAUUUUACUUUCAAUUUCAAGUUGUACAUGUAUAUAUUUAUUGAUUUUUUAAGAGAUUAGUGAGCCAAUCGAAAGAAGACAUAAAUGACCUUGAAGAGACCGAUUGGAGUGAGCGAGGCUAAUUUAAAUGAAAAAAAUGUUUGAAAAAUUUGAAGAAUAUUCUUUAAAUUAAGUUCCUGAUUAAGAUUUAUUGCUUUUAGACGGAUUUUUAGGAUUGAAUCUACUCCGUAUAUAUUAAACAGUAUGUGGGAUUAAAUAAUAAACUCAAUUUCAACAUAAGAACUACAAUCUUCCCUCCCCAAGUUCUGAUUGGCUUCUUCAAGGUCAUCGGUGUUUACGUCUUAUUUGCGUUACUCUCCUUCAACUUGUUUACUCUGCUAUAAAUACUUUGUAAUAUUUGUAAAGUUUUAUUUAUGAUUUGGUUUGAGUAAUUUUAUUCAUAAUUCAAUAGAUUAUGCUAAAUAUAACUUCAUUGAAAGAG